GCGGCGGGACUGGGAAUGCCGGGCUCCCGAGGCAGCCUUGCCUCCUCCUCCUUUCCCCCCUCCCCGCCUCCUCCUCCUCCUUCCUCCUCCUCCUCCUCCGGAGCGGGGCGCAUGAUGGCGGCAGCCGCCGCAGCGGCGGUGAGCAGCGCCGGCAGCAGCAGCACCGACACGUCCAGCACAGGCGAGGAGGAGAGGAUGAGGCGCCUCUUCCAGACCUGCGACGGCGAUGGGGAUGGCUUCAUCAGCAGGAAUGACUUGCUGAUGGUGUGCCGCCAGCUGAAUAUGGAGGCGUCUGUUGCAGAGAUCAUGUGCCAGCUGGGAGCAGAUGAAAAUGGAAAAGUUUCCUUCCAGGAUUUUAGUCAGUGCCACAUGGAACUGGUACAGGAAAUCAAGAAGGAGGAAGUGGAGCUUUCUGUGAAAUCGGAUGACUCUUGUAAAAAGAAAAAGUUAAGGGAUAGAGUAGCUUCCUGGCCAACUAGCAGCAAUAACAGUUUAGGUGCCUUAUCAGGAGCCAGAGAAAGCUGGGAGUAUGAUUCGGGAGCGAGAGAUCUUCAGAGUCCAGACCUCCAUAGUCAUUUUCCUCUACAAAAGGUGUUGGAGUAUGGUGGAAGCAAUGUGACUCAACAGGCUGCUCUGCAAAAACUUCUAGCCCAGGCCUCAAAUCGUAGCAACUCGAUUGGAACAAGCUACGUAGAACUUGCCAACACUCUUCAUUUAGCAGCCCUGGCUUCAUUAAAGGGAGACAUCGCGGAGCUUAAUAAGCGUCUACAACAAACAGAAAAGGAGCGUGACCUGUUGGAAAAGAAAUUGGCAAAAGCACAGUGUGAGCAGUCCCACCUGAUGAGAGAGCAUGAGGAUGUGCAGGAGCGAACCACGCUGCGCUACGAGGAGCGGAUCACGGAGCUGCACAGCAUCAUUGCCGAGCUCAACAAGAAAAUUGACCGGCUGCAGGGAGCAACCAUAAGGGAGGAGGAUGAGUACUCAGAGCUGCAGUCAGAGCUGAGCCAAAGCCAGCAGGAGGUUAACGAAGACUCGCGCAGCAUGGACCAGAACUCUGUCUCAGUGCCAGAAAACCAGUCCACCAUGGUCACUGCAGAUGUGGAUAACUGUAGUGACUUGAAUUCAGAACUGCAGAGAGUGCUGACAGGUCUGGAAAAUGUUGUCUGUGGGAGGAAGAAAAGCAGCUGCAGUUUAUCGGUGGCAGAAGUGGACAGGCACAUUGAACAACUCACUACUGCCAGCGAACACUGUGAUUUAGCCAUUAAGACCGUGGAGGAGAUUGAGGGUGUGCUGGGACGUGACCUUUAUCCAAACCUGUCUGAGGAGAGGUCUCGGUGGGAAAAGGAACUGGCUGGCCUGCGGGAAGAGAAUGAGAGCCUCACAGCCAUGCUGUGCAGCAAGGAGGAGGAGCUCAACAGGACCAAGGCCACCAUGAAUGCUGUCCGUGAGGAGAGGGACAGGCUGCGUAGAAGGGUUCGGGAGCUGCAGACUCGGUUGCAGAGUGUGCAGGCCACGGGCCCAUCCAGCCCGAGCCGCCUCACUCCUGCCAACCGCCCUGUCAACCCCAGCACGGGAGAGCUGAGCACCAGCAGCAGCAGCAAUGACAUUCCCAUUGCCAAGAUUGCUGAAAGAGUGAAGUUGUCAAAGACAAGAUCAGAGUCUUCAUCAUCUGAUAGACCUGUCUUAGGAUCAGAAAUCAGCAGCAUAGGGGUGUCUAGUACUGUGGCUGAACAUUUGGCACAUUCCCUUCAAGACUGCUCAAACAUCCAGGAAAUCUUCCAGACUCUCUAUUCACAUGGAUCUGCUAUUUCUGAAAGUAAAAUCCGAGAGUUUGAAGUGGAGACGGAGAGAUUAAAUAGCCGUAUUGAACACCUGAAAUCCCAGAACGACUUGCUGACAAUAACACUGGAGGAGUGCAAGAGCAAUGCAGAGAGGAUGAGCAUGCUUGUGGGCAAAUACGAGUCCAAUGCCACAGCCCUCAGGCUGGCAUUGCAGUACAGUGAACAGUGCAUAGAAGCAUAUGAGCUGCUGUUAGCAUUGGCAGAAAGUGAGCAGAGUCUCAUUCUUGGACAGUUCAGAGCUGCAGGUGUUGGUUCUGUUGGGGACCAGACUGGUGAUGAAAAUGUCACACAGAUGCUUAAGAGAGCUCAUGACUGCAGGAAGACAGCUGAGAAUGCAGCAAAAGCCUUGCUGAUGAAGCUGGAUGGGAGCUGUGGGGGAGCCUAUGCAGUCACAGGCUGUAGUGUGCAGCCCUGGGAAAGCCUGUCCUCCAACAGCCAUACCAGUACUACCAGCUCAACUGCAAGCAGUUGUGACACAGAGUUUACGAAGGAGGAUGAGCAGCGGCUGAAGGAUUACAUCCAGCAGCUGAAAAAUGACAGGGCAGCAGUGAAACUGACAAUGCUGGAGCUGGAAAGCAUCCACAUUGAUCCCCUUAGUUAUGAUGUUAAGCCACGUGGAGACAACCAGAGGCUGGACCUGGAAAAUGCAGUUUUGAUGCAGGAACUCAUGGCAAUGAAGGAAGAGAUGGCAGAGCUCAAGGCACAGCUUUACCUUCUGGAGAAGGAGAAGAAGGCUUUGGAAUUAAAGCUGAGCACUCGAGAGGCCCAGGAGCAGGCCUACCUUGUCCAUAUUGAGCACUUGAAGUCUGAAGUGGAAGAACAGAAAGAGCAGAGAAUAAGGUCUCUCAGCUCAACCAGCAGUGGAAGCAAAGACAAACUGGGCAAGGAAUGCAGUGAUGGCACUGCAACACCGCUAACGCUUGCUGAGCUGAGACCGUACAAUGAGAGUGAACUGACUGCUGAGCUGACAAAUGCACUCAGGAGGGAGAAGAAACUGAAAGCAAGAGUGCAGGAAUUAGUGAGUGCUUUGGAGAGACUCACGAAGAGCAGCGAAAUCAGACAUCAGCAGUCUGCAGAAUUUGUUAAUGACCUUAAAAGGGCAAACAGCAACUUGGUAGCAGCUUAUGAAAAAGCAAAGAAAAAGCAUCAAAAUAAGCUGAAGAAACUGGAAUCACAAAUGAUGGCCAUGGUGGAGAGACAUGAAACCCAAGUAAGAAUGCUCAAACAAAGAAUAGCUUUAUUGGAAGAAGAGAACUCCAGACCACACACCAAUGAAACUUCACUUUAAAUGCAUCUCUUUAAAGGAUGCUUAGUGCCAUUACAACUUUCUUUCUUUUGGAGGUUGACUUUUAGGUAGCUUCAGAUGUUAAAAGCUCUGAUUGUCAAUACUGACAAAACAUAAAAGCACCUUCUCUGGAAUGCCAGAGAGGUGUCAUGGGGAUAAUAAAAGUGUUAACCUUAAAGACUCUAACAUAAUGUAAAAUGGCAGUGCCUGAAUUAUCAUGCUAUAAUUGUGUACAUUGUCUGUGUUGUUACGUCUGUAGUCAAACAGCUUGUUUUCUAUUUUACUGAUGGUCCAUGGGUGACAGUGUCACACAGCAGAAUAAUUCAUGUUAAGAGGUUUUCCUUUGGGUAGUUUGGAGAUCAUAUGAGAGUUUUACCAGUCCCUGAGCUCUCUCUGCACAGAAGUCUAUACUGUACCCUCAAGACUCGCUGUUGUGGUUAUGCUACCAAACAGGCAGCUGCAGAGUGGGGAUGGCAGCCUGGCUGACUUUUUCUUUGCACUCUGUUUGCAGUUCUGCUGCUCACAGUGCAGGUCAGGUAGGAAAAAAUUGAUUUGGGAAAAAACCAAGAAAGCGUAGUUGCAUCUCUGAGAAUUAUGAUAAAGGUGUAAUUCUUUCAGUGCCUCAGAGGGCCAAAGGCUGUGGGUUUCACCAUGUCACACAGAUGGUCUGUGCCAAGGGUGGGUAAGAAAUUACAGAAGACCUCCUGGUAUUUAUAUUGCAUAGUGUUUGCAACUACUUUGUAAAAAAAAGAUGUUUUUUCUUGCUAUAUACUCUAUAUCCAAGGUUUUCUUCAAGAAGCUGGGCCAUUUUUGUCACUUGUGUUGUGCUUAUUAAAGCUUACUGUGAUCAAGAGGUAGAAUAUCUUCUUUUCAUACUUUUUUUUUGACCAAAAAAAGGUACUUAAAAGGUACCUGUUUAAUACUGAAUACAUAGGCACAAAACUAUAAAUGUGUAGGUGUAUGGAUAUCCAGCCACAAACAGAAUGUGAAUGGUGAAGUCUUACAACUUUUUAGGUUAGUUUUUGUUACUGCUAACAUUCUCUUGUUUAAAUCACCUAUUACUGUAUUAUCAAACUGACUAAAGUGCAAAUUUUGACUUGUUAGGUUAAUGAACAUUAAGCAAAUCAUGGGGAUCAGGUUGAUUUCUGUAGGGGUCAAAAUACAGGAGUCUGCCAUAGCACCUGUUACAUUAAGAAUUUGCUUUUGUUUGACAGAGUACGUAAAACAGCUUCAUGUGUGUUUUAAAAACUCAAGCUAUAGUCCCUUCACUGUGUUAGCCUGCUGCUGUGUUAUGCCUCUGCUUUGCAUUUUCCAGGCUGAUUUCCAGUGAAUCUGAUUUCAGGAGAUGUUUAAUCGUUUUUGCUUUACAUGUUGAGUUGCACCUCAUGUUUUUUACUAGUGUAUUUAGAAUUAUGGUAACUUCUCUCAUUUAUUCCUCCCAUUACUAGUACUAAAGAAAUACUUUUAGGGAACGUUUUUUUGCCUACUGUUGGGUUAGGUCAGUCAGACAACAUCAUUGUGGGAAUUUGUGUCCAGAAUAUAACAUUAUUGUUAAGUCUUGGUUAUAUCUGGAACUGUAGCAGUUGGUUUUCCAUUUCUUACUACUGCAGCUGCUGUUGUCUUCUGUCCUUAGAGUAGUCAUUCUUACUUCUCUGGAGUCUAGCACAUUAUACACAAAGCCAGCAUCACACGUGUUUGAUUGCAACAGCAGAUUAAAACAGUGCUGAUUUCAAAAUUUUUAGGUAGUGAUGUUCUGGUUUUGAUCAGUCCUCUUUCUCAGAAUAAUUGCACUUCUUAAUUUGUAAUGUGACUAGAAAUUUUUGCAAAUGAGUCUCUUUAGGGAAGAGGCACAUUUAUUUCUUCUGUCUUUAUGGUUCUGCUUAGCAGCUCUCUGUGGUGUUUCCCCUUUUUUGGCCCAGUUUUCUCCCGCCAGGAAGGUGGGGGUUUGCCAUCAGCUUCAGUGGUAGCUGAGCACACUUGUUCUGAAGAAACACAAAGGAAAGUGUCCGCCAUGUGCUGUGGCAAAAACGCAGUUACGCUUUCAUUUUCUGGCAUCUGAAACGCCUGUGUGACUUGAGGUCACCUCAGAAUGUGCAUGUGAAAUACCUUUCAUUGGAGAGGAGAGAAACCAUACUGCACUGGGCUGCCUCUUAGGCUAAUUUUUCCCCCUAGUUAGAAUAAUGGAAUUACAGAAUGGCUUGGGUAAAAAGCCUAAAAAUCAUCUUGUUACAAUCCCUUUCUGUGGGCAGGGACAUCUUCCACUGGACUGUUGCUCCAAGCCCAUCCAACCUGGCCUUGAACAUUCUAGGAAUGGGGAAGCCACAACUCUGGGCAACCUGGGCCAGUGCCUCAGCACCCUCACACAGAAAAGUUUCUUCCAUAAAAAAAUUCAGAUACUCUUACACAGAGGCAUAAAAAGCUGCAGCCUCAGUGCUUUUUCCAGGCCUGACAAUUUGCUGAUUGUUUCACUACAUUUAGCACAGAUCUUCUGUGCCAGCCAUGCUUGAGAAGUGCUUUAGAAUAAAUUCUAAACCAUUAGUAACUGUAAACCACUCCCAUUUUUUUCCCAUAAGGGUUGUAGAUCAGAAGCAGCACUGGUACCAUCCAGCCUCAGCAGUAGCCAUAGUUUGCCAGACCUCCAGCUGAUUUAUUUGCCUCAGCAAGCAGCUACUGCAUCAUUUGUUGGCAUACUGGAAAGGAUCAACAGAGAAGUGGUCACUGGUUUAAUGUUACUUUGAAAACUUUCAAUAGUGAUAAUCAGUUGCAGCUCCACUGUACUCCAUUAAAAUGGCAUCAACCCUCAGAAAAAAUGACAAAAAAACCUCUAACUCCUUUUAUGCAACUCUGAAGUACCAGCACAGCAGAAAUACCUGUGUGCAGUGCACUGAGUUACAGCAACUUAACUCUCUUAAUUGUUGUUGCAGAAAUAAUAAAUUUGUAAAGCAGGAAAAAGAGGUGAUUCUUGCCAGCCUAAGUCCACUAAUGAAUUAAUAAUUGGAUUUUUUUUUAUUUUCUUAAGUCACCAGAGUGCAUGAAAGUUUGUAUUUCACAGAGUGCUCAGAAAAAGGUUACUUUUUUCCUAAUUCUGUGAUGUAUCAAUCUUCACCAGCUUGAAUGUACUGUUAGCUAUUGCAAAGCACAUGUGACUAAGUUUGCAUUCCUGUCAUGUUCUACUGGUUUUAUUAGAAUUUUCUCCUCCUUUAUAUAUUGCACCAUGCAUUGUAACUUUAGAAACUUUUCACUUUACUGAAUUAGCCUUAAAUGUGUUACCUUUUAGUUUCCUAGCAGCUGUAAAAUAGCUAUUUUUUGUUCAUUUGAUAUAGAAUUGUAAAAACUGCAUUUAUUUAUACAGAGGCAUAUAUAAUACUUAUUUUACAAAUGUUCUUAUAUUCUGAAUAAAUUUCUAAUGCUG
Oenanthe melanoleuca is the source of this 6538-nucleotide messenger RNA. It is a transcript of the gene MCC, whose product is annotated as MCC regulator of WNT signaling pathway. Gene Ontology annotation, biological process: negative regulation of canonical Wnt signaling pathway. Gene Ontology annotation, molecular function: calcium ion binding. Lineage: Eukaryota; Metazoa; Chordata; Aves; Passeriformes; Muscicapidae. Gene Ontology annotation, cellular component: cytoplasm. The record is from RefSeq and is a predicted model, not a curated record.